This is a messenger RNA of Amaranthus tricolor (Joseph's coat), 387 nucleotides long. RefSeq names its product cysteine-rich receptor-like protein kinase 25. The transcript is spliced from 2 exons. NCBI's taxonomy places the organism in Eukaryota, Viridiplantae, Streptophyta, Magnoliopsida, Caryophyllales, Amaranthaceae. The record is from RefSeq and is a predicted model, not a curated record. The coding region runs from base 1 to 387 and encodes 128 amino acids.
AUGAAUGUUGAGAUUUGGGUGAACUCAAGUCAAGUUCAAGUGUUGUCAGACACAAUAAAUGGUGUGAUAAAUGAAGCUACACGUAAUAGUAGUUCAGUAGGACAUUUUGGUACAGGGGAUAAGAAUUUUACAUUGUUGGAUAGAGUGUAUUGUUUGGCGCAGUGUACGCCAGAUAUAGAUAACUUUGGAUGUAACACUUGUUUGAAAAAUGCCUUGGUUGUGAUGAAUUCGUGUUGUCGAGGGAGUAUAUAUUCGAAAAUAUUCCUGCCUAGCUGCCAGUUGAGAUAUGAUUUGACUCAGUUUUACAACGUUACUUUACAAGUAGUACCAAUUACUCCUCACUCCGAUACGCCAUUUUCUGAAACAGGUGAUGAAAUCUACUUUUGA